Porites lobata is the source of this 2190-nucleotide messenger RNA. NCBI's taxonomy places the organism in Eukaryota, Metazoa, Cnidaria, Anthozoa, Scleractinia, Poritidae. The record is from the annotation of a GenBank genome assembly.
AUGUCGGUAGCAUCAAUUUCCUUGCUUUCCGUUGUCGCCGUUCUGUGUUCAAUGUUCGCGGUCUCUGCUUCCAUGCCAACAGGACUACGUUUGGAUAGUUACUCCGAGGAUCAGGUCAAAGGCUGCUACAUCCAUAAUCAGACACUCGGCGUUUGCUUUGAGCUGGAAAAAGACUCAAUGAAGAUUACCAAGACAAACGGAGAGCAGGUUGUGUUUUACACGAAACUUGGCCAUGACAUGCUCUACUACCAGAUUUUGGACCAAGGAUUUAUCGGGUGAGUUUUUUUAAACUUAAAUUUAAUUCGAUUUGCCACUGCACAAACUAUACAUUUUGCAGUAAAACUCAACUCACCAGUAGCUCGUGUAGUUCCGCGGAGGUUUUCAACUUUUGAAAUCAUUCCUUUGAUCUAAAGAAUAAGGAUGAUGGAAAAUUAUGGUAGAUUAUGUUUUGUUUCCUCUUUGUGAGAUCUGAAAUUUUUCUACGGCGAGGAAUUUUUCCUUCCUGCGAGAUUUCUCAGAAACGUCUUGGCGAAAAGUAUCUAAACUCUUCGAAUAAGAUCAGUGGCAAAGGUUAUGGGGACUCCAAGUUUUUGGUCGCUUUUUUCAGCUAGCUUACAAGGUUUUUAGGGUACUGUAUGUCCGAUUCAUAUCAAGGCCCAGCCGAAGCAUAGUUUUCUUUUGGGUACUGAUUUAAAGAAUCUUUUUAAUCUCUUUAAGCAAAAACAAAAGCUUUUUUAGUUUUGAAUUUUAAUUUGCCCAAUUUAUUUAAAAUUUCGUCGUCUCAAGUGGGAAAAUCGGUUGAACGUUCUGAUCACAGCUUGCUCCUUUCAAAAGAUUCCGGGGGACUUACCAAGGUGUGGUUAUAGUGGAGAUCAAUAGUGGUUUGCUUUUAAUUUACUGCAAAAGGGCUGCCACUGGAAACUUAAAACUUUAUUGAUUUCACCAUUCAGUUGUGCGAUCAUAACAGCACUAUAGCUUAUAGUGUCAGCUUAGGAGCCCAUUGCGUACCCUGGCUCCAGAGGUCCGUUCUCGAAAUACCUUAGAUGAAAUAACCGUGCUCACUGUUUGAAAAGCUGCCGAGACGCUUCGCCCCGAACUAUCAGGAAUUAGACAAGAAAAAAAAAGCCUCUUGAACCCAGGGUACCCAGAAGUCCAUAGUAGUAGGCUACAAUAUUGAAACAAGAUAUUAAGGACCUUAAGAUCCGACGACGGCGACGGCAACGGAAACGUCAAAAAGCAAUGGCCUUAAUAGGCAAAACAACAACUUUGUAAGUGCAUCACACUUUAGUAUACAUUUCUUUGCCGCCAAUGCACGACUAUGACUUGAAAAUGCCUAAUGUCGUGUUUUAUAGAGGACGUAAACAAGCAGCGACGAAAUGUUGUCUUUCUUAACUCGGAUAAGGCUGUUGCUAAUUCAACUCCAUAGGAGAGUUCCCAUACAUUUGACAAAGUAAACGAGUUUAACUAGUCGCGAUGAGGACUGAAAAAUCGCGAAUUUCCUACAGUACUACGCUUUCCCUGCCGUCGCCGUCCUCGCUUUUUAAGUUCCCUAUUAACAAUGGAAAUUCAACAUAAUCGAAGUCAAUUUUUCUAAAUGUGUAGAUCUUACACAAAACAAUUGUGCUUUUCCUUGCCAGGCAUGGUCGGAACAUGACCUACGUUCCAGACUACAUUCCCAGAAUGCCUCAAGAUCUCCGAGAGUAUCUAAAGCAAAUAACUGAGGGGUCACCUACGGAGCGUGAAGCUGUGAAAAUCCAUUAUCAAGAGGCCGUGAGCGAGCUACAUUACGUCCCCGAAAUUCAGCUUCUGGAACUGGUGUCCCAUGGACUGACGACCAACUCUACUCAAGUGGAGAUUCUAAAGCCAUUUCAUGCUCUGUGUUUCAACCUUUUGAAAACUGCUAAUAUACAGAUCCCCUCCGAAUUAAGAGCUUUGCAUGACCUUGAUGAAGACCCCAGUCGGCAGAGGCGAUGCCAAAGCUUGAAGUAUAACCGUCACAAUAAAUGCUUAGGAAUGUGCGGUUUGGGAUGCUGGUGUUGGAGGAUUGUGUGUGGUGAUUGCUGCUGGAAUAGAGGAUGUUAUGAACACGAUCUUUGCUGCCGACAUGAUUGGUGGAGCACGGCAUGUCUUUUGCCAUUCGUGAGCUUCAGUUGCUCCGGCUUUAGUGAAUACCCAGGCUGCCUCUAUUAG